CAACUUCCGGUCAACAUGGCAAGUCAACAACGAGACGCUUCUUUGAUAUGUUUGUUUGAUGUAGAUGGAACGUUGACCGCUCCACGUCAGGCAGCUACACAAGAAAUGUUGGAAUUCUUGAAAAGACUAAAACAAAAGUGUUAUGUAGGCUUGGUGGGAGGUUCUGAUUUAUCCAAGAUAGCUGAGCAGAUAGGAAGCAAUGUUGCAACAGAAUAUGAUUUUUUGUUUGCGGAGAAUGGAUUAGUUGCUUAUCAAGAUGGCAAACAAGUAGGACAGGAGAAUCUUCUUCACAACAAAGGGGAGGAAUGUCUACAAAAAGUGAUCAACUUUGCUCUGAAAUACAUGUCUGAAUUAGAGUUACCUGCCAAAAGAGGAACAUUUGUUGAGUUUAGAAGCAGUAUGUUAAAUCUUUGUCCAGUUGGUAGAAGCUGUUCACAGAAAGAAAGAGAUGAAUUUUCUGAAUUUGACAAGAAAAACAACAUAAGGCAGAAGUUUGUGGAGGCCUUGUACCAGAACUUUCCUGAGGCUGGACUGAAGUUUGCUAUCGGUGGACAGAUCAGUAUCGAUGUCUUUCCUGUUGGAUGGGACAAAACUUUCUGCUUACAGUUUUUGGAGAAGGCCGGCUUCAAGACGAUCCAUUUCUUCGGGGACAAAACAAAUCCAGGUGGAAAUGACCAUGAGAUUUACGAAGACUCCAGGACAAUUGGACAUUCUGUGACCAGUCCCCAGGAUACCAUUAAACAAGUGUCAGAGGUCAUUCCAGGGUUAUAAUGAUGGCUGCAGCUAGACAAUUCACAAUUUAUCACUCUAGAUAUUUGAAAUCCUUUCACCUCUCUUACCAAGAAUUCAUGAGGAAUACUCCUUGGAGGUUAAUAAAAUAACCAGAUUUGUGCAAUUUGUACAGUUUUAUUCUACCAGUUGUUUGAACUGGUAAUUGUAAAACAUAGUGGGGGGUUCAUAUAUGGAGGGCUUAUUUAUUUAUGGCUUAGACUUAACAAACUUUCUGAUCAUUCCAACAACAAAAAUAUUUUAUUGUGCAAAUUCUAGUAUUUACAUACUAUCCUGAUAUUAAUUAUCUAUUUUAAGAUUAUCAACAUAUGACAUUAGCUUUUCAUUUAUACAUGAUUUACUAAAGGUUCAAUACUGAAUCUCGUAUGCAUCAAAUUUCUAUGGACUUGUACACAUAUAUUUACAUUUUAUAUUAUUUUUUCCUAAAUGAUGUGUCAA
Messenger RNA from Saccostrea cuccullata (small rock oyster), 1227 nucleotides. RefSeq lists its product as uncharacterized. Gene Ontology annotation, molecular function: phosphomannomutase activity. Bases 16 to 771 code for a protein of 251 amino acids. Gene Ontology annotation, cellular component: cytosol. Gene Ontology annotation, biological process: mannose metabolic process; GDP-mannose biosynthetic process; protein N-linked glycosylation. NCBI's taxonomy places the organism in Eukaryota, Metazoa, Mollusca, Bivalvia, Ostreida, Ostreidae. The transcript is spliced from 7 exons. The record is from RefSeq and is a predicted model, not a curated record.